UGACAUCACAAAUAUCAAUUGAAAGAAAAAUUGACUCAAAAAAUCUGAAAGUUCAAACCAAACCAGAUAGAACUCCUCGUCUCCUUUUCUUUUUUCUCCGAAGCAAAAUAUACAAAUUCUGCAAGUGACAAGCAGUAUACUGUAACUUUAAGACAUUAAAAAAAAAAAAGGAUCAUACUUUAUAAUACAUCAAAAUAAACUUAUUCGCAAUAUAAGAGAAGAAAUUUUGUUGAGAAAUAUUACUAUGUUUUGACAUUAGCUGGUAUUUGUAGUUGAUACAUAAUAGGUUUUUUUAUUUUUUAUUUUUAAAAUUCAGUUGAUACUUAUAGUUAGUAUUUCCCUCGUAUUUGACAAUAGAACAAUUAGAUAAAAAUGAAGAGAAAUUGCAGGAAAGAAAGCAGCCCUUUGCCUAACCCAAUAAUUAAAUAGCAAAGUAAAAAAGAAAAGAAAAGAGAUUUCCACUUUUUCCUUUUCUUUUGCCAGAAAAUCCUUUCCCUUAAUCCAACAAAAGAAAAAAAAAGCUCCAAUUACAGGAAGUUGAAUAUCGAAAUGGUCUCAGCUUUGAGUUAAAUGGGUACUGAACACUGAUUAAUACUUUACUUGGGAGAAGGACAAUGUACGGAUCAGGAGGAGAAGCAUCAUCUUCAUCAUCAACAUCAACAUCAACUUUGGACAUUUUGCGGAGAUGGAAAGAAAUUCAAUAUUCACUUGAGCAAAAAUUGAUCUUGGAGGACGAUGUUCCGUGGAAGCUACCCGCAUCGUCGUCUUCUGAAGCAGAAGAUGAUAAAGAACAGGUCUUGAAGUAUGUUGGUGGUGUUGACGUGAGUUGUUUGAAAGAAGAUCAAUCAAUUGCUUGUGGGACACUUGUUGUUUUGGAUUUUUUCACUGGCAAAGUUUUGUACCACGAUUCUGCUUAUGUCAAGCUUGAUGUUCCUUAUAUUGCUGGUUUUCUUGCCUUUCGAGAGGCUCCAGUACUUGUACAGCUACUUGAAAAGAUGAAAAAUGAUAAUAACCCGCAUUACCCACAGUUAGUAAUGGUUGAUGGCAACGGUGUACUUCAUCCGCGAGGCUUUGGCUUGGCUUGUCAUCUAGGAGUUCUCGAAAAUCUUCCCACCAUUGGGAUUGGAAAGAAACUGCAUUGUGUAGAUGGUCUUACUAAAAAGGGGGUUACAAAAUGUCUUCAAGCUGAAGAAAGUAGUGGUGAAAGUUUUAUUACUUUGACAGGACGCUCUGGGCGGAUAUAUGGAGCGGCAAUGAGGUCAACUGAGGGCUCAGUGAAACCUAUAUUCAUUUCAAUUGGUCACCGUGUAUCACUUGACACUGCCAUCAAAAUUGUUAAAAUGAGUUGCAAAUAUCGUGUGCCAGAACCUAUUCGGCAGGCUGAUAAAAAAUCAAGGAGUUAUGUACAGAGGCCUCAAGAAAUAUUGAAACAAUUUAAUUGCUUGAAUCUGGAACCAGGUGCAUCUUGGGAAACUAUCACUGGCCAUCCUCCCUUUAAUGAAUUGAGAGAGAACACUAGCCAAGUGCAAAAUGGCUCAGCUGAAAUAGGGCAAGGAACAUUCCAAGGAAGAGGUAGGGGCCAAGGGAGAAGGGGGCCAGGAAGAGGUAGGUGGCAAGAUAGAGGACAAGUAGAAAAUGGAGGGGAAGGACAGAGAUGGCAAGAUAACCAGGAUAGCAGACGACAGUCUGAUGGGAGAGAUUACAGUAGAGGUAGGGGCAGAGGAGGAGGGAUAGUGCAUAGCAGAGGAAGAGGGAUAGUGCAUAGCAGAGGAAGAGGGAGGUGCCAAUGGGGAAACAGUUGUGAGUAUGCCUGGGUACGAAAGGACUUGCAUGAUUGAAUAGGGUUAGACGUUGGUUUGAAUUUAAUUGCUGGUAUGUGCACUGGAGAGAGAAAGAAAGAGAGUUCAAAGAAGAGAAUUCCUGGCAAAACAAUACUGUGUUUGCUGUUCAUUUUGCUCUGUGUGGUCAUUGCGCAUUUGUCCUUCAAAAAUUUGUAAAUUAUAAGAUAUUUUAUGCAUUUUAGCUUCUUGAAAUUUUUUUUUAACUUAUAUUUAUAGUGCAUGUUGAUGCUUGUAUUAAACAUAUAUGGGAGACGAAUUGUUGACACAACUACUCUGACUAGAUAAUUGCGUGCACCGCCUUCUACAUUUUCAUGCCAAUGAAAAUAUCCUCAAUGUUAUCCUCAUUGAUGGAAGAUUAAAUCA
Molecule: messenger RNA, 2204 nt
Organism: Ricinus communis (castor bean)
Lineage: Eukaryota; Viridiplantae; Streptophyta; Magnoliopsida; Malpighiales; Euphorbiaceae
Product: endonuclease V
Exons: 12
Coding region: 615-1838 (407 amino acids)
Biological process (GO): DNA repair
Cellular component (GO): nucleolus; membrane; cytoplasm
Molecular function (GO): RNA endonuclease activity producing 5'-phosphomonoesters, hydrolytic mechanism; single-stranded RNA binding
Source: RefSeq, a predicted model, not a curated record